AUGGCGGACAAAUCUCCAGAUUACGUGGGUUGUUUGUCAAUGUACUGCAACUUAUUCAGAAAAAUUCUACUAUUAAAGACGAAACAGAAGGAGAAGAAUGGGGUAACGUCAUAUUGCACGGGCCGCCUUCCAUUAGAGCUCGAAUCUAAUAUUCUCGAAAGGAUAUCGGUUGAACCCCUCCUCCGUCUCAAGUGCGUUUGUAAGCGUUGGCGUGAUGAAAUCAAAAGCCCGUGCUUCAUAAAAUCUCACAUUGGCCAAUUUCAAAUUCAUAAUGCAAAUUCCACCUCAUUCAUCCUCUUUUCACCAUCUCAUUUAUAUUCGACAAAUUUUCACAAGAAUUCUACCACUUUGAAGCUGAAAAAGCUAGGUAGAAAUUCCGUUCCUAGUGAUUUUACCGGUGUUGGUUCUUGCAAUGGCUUGCUUUGUUUCCGAAAAAUAGAUCGUGAUUAUCCUGAACGGAUGAUCCACAGUAUAAGGUUAUCGGUAUGUAACCCUAUAACCGACACCACGUUUAACAACGUCAUAGUACCAAACCAUGGCAAUUACAGUUGGCAUCAUAUGAUUGGGUUUGGUUAUGAUUGCAUGAGCGACGAUUACAAAAUAUUUUAUUCGUCUCCACACGGAGACGGACAUGUUAUUGGUAAAGGGAUAGAACCCGCUAAGUCAUGGGUGUACAGCUUAAAGAGAAAUUCUUGGAAAAGUGUACAACCUCCUCCACAUAGAUGUAACAAGAGUUGGACAAUGGUUACAUCUAAUAGUAAUAAUGUUUUGUAUUGGGUAGGUGGAAAACCUAAUACAAAUAAGAAUUGUAUAUUUGGUUUUGACCUCGAAACUGAAGAGUACCAUGAGGUUAUACCACUGCCCGAUAUUCGUAUGUACCCAUACGAGUUAGUUAAUUUAAAGGGUUGUUUGCAUUUGGUAAACUGUAGGUUGAAUUUUGCGUUUGCAGAUGAGCCUGAGAUUAAGCUUCUUGAGUAUACCAUGAAUAUAUGGGUUUUGAAGAAUUAUGGUUCAAAUCGUGAAUGGGUUAAAUUGAUUGAUCGUCUCUCACUCAAACAAGCGAUAGAAACUGAAUUGGAACACAAUCGGAAUCUUGAGAAUCCACAGUCAAGAAGUGUGUAUUCAUACUGCCAUCCAUUACCGUACGCUUACUCGGAGGAUGAAUCGGAAAUCCUAAUAGGUUUGAGUAAACACAUUAAGGCUUUCGUUUGCUGUGAUUUACAUAAUGGGAAGUUAAAACGGGUCGACAUAAAUGGUGCACUUAAUGAUUGGAAAUAUGGGUAUGAAGGGAUGCCAUGGACUGCUUCCCUUGUUUCCAUCUCAAGCUCCACUUCUUAG
Molecule: messenger RNA, 1338 nt
Organism: Spinacia oleracea (spinach)
Lineage: Eukaryota; Viridiplantae; Streptophyta; Magnoliopsida; Caryophyllales; Amaranthaceae
Product: F-box/kelch-repeat protein At3g23880-like
Exons: 1
Coding region: 1-1338 (445 amino acids)
Molecular function (GO): protein binding
Source: RefSeq, a predicted model, not a curated record